This is a messenger RNA of Piliocolobus tephrosceles (Ugandan red Colobus), 1807 nucleotides long. RefSeq names its product RAD21 cohesin complex component like 1 (gene RAD21L1). The record is from RefSeq and is a predicted model, not a curated record. Bases 93 to 1763 code for a protein of 556 amino acids. Gene Ontology annotation, biological process: replication-born double-strand break repair via sister chromatid exchange; sister chromatid cohesion. Gene Ontology annotation, cellular component: meiotic cohesin complex. Gene Ontology annotation, molecular function: chromatin binding; protein binding. NCBI's taxonomy places the organism in Eukaryota, Metazoa, Chordata, Mammalia, Primates, Cercopithecidae. The transcript has 14 exons.
CCUCAGACCAGGCUUUGAAAGUAGGGCGCAGCCUGAGUGGCCGGCCGGACCCCGUGGGCUUUUGUUAAAUACAAGUGAGGAAUACAGGCAACAUGUUCUACACACAUGUGCUUAUGAGUAAACGAGGGCCAUUGGCCAAAAUAUGGCUUGCAGCUCACUGGGAGAAGAAACUCACAAAGGCCCAUGUAUUUGAAUGUAAUCUAGAGAUAACCAUUGAAAAAAUUCUUUCACCCAAGGUGAAAAUAGCACUUCGAACUUCAGGACACCUUCUUUUGGGAGUUGUUCGAAUCUAUAACAGGAAGGCAAAAUAUCUUUUGGCAGAUUGCAGUGAAGCAUUUCUUAAAAUGAAGAUGACAUUUCGCCCAGGACUGGUUGACCUUCCAAAAGAGAAUUUUGAAGCAUCUUACAAUGCUAUCACAUUGCCAGAAGAAUUUCAUGAUUUUGACACCCAAAAUAUGAAUGCUAUUGAUGUUUCAGAACACUUUACUCAGAACCAAAGCAGACCAGAAGAAAUCACUCUUAGAGAAAAUUUUGACAACGAUCUACUUUUCCAAGCUGAGAGCUUUGGGGAGCAAUCUGAAAUUCUCAGAAGACAUAGCUUCUUUGAUGACAACAUAUUACUGAAUUCCAGUGGUCCUUUAAUUGAACAUAGUUCUGGAAGCCUCACUGGAGAAAGAUCUCUGUUCUAUGACAGUGGAGAUGGGUUUGGAGAUGAAGGAGCUGCAGGAGAAAUGAUUGACAAUCUAUUGCAAGAUGAUCAGAAUAUCCUGUUAGAAGACAUGCAUUUGAACAGAGAAAUUUCCCUGCCUCCUGAGCCUCCCAGUAGUUUAGCAGUUGAACCAGAUAACCCAGAGUGUAUAUGUGUACCUGAAAAUGAAAAAAUGAAUGAAACAACAUUAUUAUCAACUGAAGAGGAAGGAUUUACCCUUGAUCCAAUUGAAAUUUCAGACAUUGCUGAGAAAAGGAAAGGUAAAAAGAGGAGAUUGCUCAUAGAUCCUGUCAAGGAGCUCAGUAGCAAAGUUAUACAUAAACAGCUUACUUCCUUUGUGGACACCCUCAUGGUUUUGGAACUUGCACCUCCUACCCAAAGAUUGAUGAUGUGGAAGAAGAGGGGAGGAGUGGAUACACUUCUGUCAACUGCUGCCCAGGAUUUGAUUCAUGCUGAACUGAAAAUGUUGUUUACAAAAUGCUUUCUGUCCUCUGGCUUUAAACUUGGAAGAAAAAUGAUACAGAAGGAGUCAGUAAGGGAAGAAGUGGGAAACCAAAAUAUCAUAGAGACAUUCAUGAUGCAAGAGCCAAAUUCCCAGCAAGAGUUAAGUAAACCUCAAACUUGGAAGGAUGUGAUUGGUGGAUCUCAGCAUAGCUCUUAUGAGGAUACCAAUAAACAUAUUAACUCUGAGCAGGAUAUUGUUGAAAUGGUGUCUUUAGCUGCUGAGGAAUCAUCUUUAACGAAUGACUUAUUUGCACAAGAAAUUGAAUGUAGUCCAGUUGAAUUGGAGUCAUUGAGGAAUGAAGAAAAUAUUGAGACAGAGAGAUGGAAUCGAAGAAUACUUCAGUUGUUAAAUCACUUACGGGAAUCUAACAAGAUGGGAAUACAGUCCUUUAGUCUGAUGAAGCUCUGUAGAAAUAGCGACCGAAAACAAGCAGCUGCCAAAUUUUAUAGCUUUCUUGUCCUAAGAAAACAGCGGGCUAUCGAGCUGAGCCAGAGUGCUCCCUAUGCAGAUAUUAUAGCUACAAUGGGACCAAUGUUUUAUAACAUGUGAAGGAAACCCAGACAUAUAGAUUUAUGUCAUCACUGGAAUUUCUG